Messenger RNA from Cuscuta europaea, 1464 nucleotides. NCBI's taxonomy places the organism in Eukaryota, Viridiplantae, Streptophyta, Magnoliopsida, Solanales, Convolvulaceae. The record is from the annotation of a GenBank genome assembly.
UUCACAAACAUGGUGUGUAUAAGGUGUGUACAAGGGUGUGUACAUCAAGAAUGGUUGUAAUAAAAAAGGAUGCGCCAUGAUAGUAUGCACCACUAGAGGCACUAUUGUUGUCGGGCUAUGACCUGCUUGCUGUACAUCAUCAUUGACCGGGCGAGUGCUCUAAUUUCUGGUCUAUAAAUAAUUUAAUUUAUUUGCAGCUGCACAUUAUUAUUAUAUUAAUAUUGUUAUUAUUAUUAAUAAUAAUUUUUAUCGUUCUUUCUUGGUAAAAGAUAAAGAGAUGUCAUUUCCCGGUGAUCCAAGUCACACACCAGGCGCCGCCCCGAAACCAGCAGAGAUAGCCGCCGUCACUGAUCCUAGGGUUCAUCUGCGUAACCUCUCCACCGUCGGAAAACGGGUGGACGCGCUACAGAAAUUCCUGUCAAACUUGGUUAACAGCAACACUCCUCUGGUCAGAGACGAGAUGGAUAGGGUGUCAGCCGAGCUCACCGACGCCAUCCAAAAGAUAAUCGCCAACGGCGUCUCUCUGGUCGCAUCGAAUCAAACCGGAGGUACGGGGGAGGGUUCCGAGAUAAUCGAGAUGGACGCGGCGGCGCUGAUGGCGGAGCACAUCCAUUUCUGCGAGAUAUGCGGAAAGGGGUUCAAGCGAGAUGCGAAUGUGCGGAUGCACAUGCGAGCUCACGGAAACCAAUACAAGACGGCGGAGGCAUUAGCGAAGCGGCCGGCGGAGAAUUGCCGCCCCCAAUCGCAUCCAUCUCUAUUCUCGUGCCCGUUCCCAGGUUGCUCGCGGAACAAAUCGCACCGGAAAUUCCGGGGCUUGAAGUCCGCAAUAUGCGCGAAGAAUCACUUCAAGCGAAGCCAUUGCCCUAAGGCGUACCCCUGCAACAGGUGCAACAAGAAAAGCUUCUCAGUGGCGGCGGAUCUGAAGAGCCAUCUGAAGCAUUGCGGAGCAACGAAAUGGAAAUGUUCGUGCGGAACAAGCUUUUCUCGCAAGGACAAGCUGUUGGGACACAUAGCUUUGUUUCAAGGGCAUAUGCCUGCUGCUGCGGUGGAAGAAGCAGAGAAGGAGGAGGAGUUGAUUUUCCACAACAGUUCCAUGGAUGAUGCAGAUUUCAGUUCCUCAUCAAUUCAGACUUUCUGGUUUCAGAACACAUUGGGAGGAUCAUCGCCUUCUGCUCUUGAUUUUAGGCACAACAACUGCUGGGAUGGACACUUUUUUAUUUGAUCCAUCUCCAUUAUUAAUGUUUUAUGUUAUAUCCGAUCCAGCCCAACUGCUUUUUUAACUCUCCAUCCAUUCAUUAUAUUCAUCCAAGUAUAUACAACGUAUUUCUUUAGAUCGAGCUCUUGUAAUAAAUGCUAUGCAAAUAUUUGAUCUUAGUGAUUGUGUUUGCAUUGAGGAUAGAUACAUAGUAGUGCUAGUUAAUUUGGAGGUUUCUUCUUCUUCAAGUUCACACCAACUUUUUAAAU